GCUGUGUUACGUACGUUAUCUAUCCAAACAAACAAACAUAACAUACUAUGAUAUUUUAUUGAUGACAACAACUAUAUAUAACUGACAAGUCUGUAAACAACCUUUCAACAUAAUAAUUCUCAUUUCUCAACUCCAAAAUAUGGAAGAAGGAGGAGGAAGUGAGUUGAAGGCAAUGGAUGCUGAGCAACUGAGAGAACAAGGUCAUAUGAUGGUUGAUUUCAUUGCUGAUUACUACAAAACCAUUGAAAAUUUUCCAGUUCUUAGCCAAGUUCAGCCAGGUUAUCUUGGAAAGCUUCUUCCAGAUUCUGCUCCUACUCAUCCUGAAUCAUUGCAACAUGUUUUAAAUGAUGUACAGGAAAAGAUACUACCUGGGGUGACACAUUGGCAAAGCCCUAACUAUUUUGCAUAUUUUCCAUCCAAUAGUAGCAUUGCUGGUUUUUUAGGAGAGAUGCUUAGUGCUGGUCUCAGCAUUGUGGGUUUCAGCUGGAUAUCUUCUCCUGCUGCAACUGAACUCGAAACGAUUGUCCUCGACUGGCUUGCCAAAGCACUCCUUCUGCCUCAUGAUUUCUUUUCUACAGGGCAAGGGGGUGGAGUUAUACAGGGAACAGCAAGUGAAGCUGUGCUAGUAGUGUUGGUGGCUGCCCGUGACAAGAUCCUGCGGACAGUUGGAAGGAGUGCCCUUCCUAAGCUUGUGACAUAUGCAUCUGACCAAACACACUCUUCUUUACAAAAAGCUUGCCAGAUAGCAGGACUUAAUCCAGAGCUCUGCAGGUUGCUUAAAACCGAUUCUUCCACAAAUUUUGCGCUUUCCCCUGAUGUACUUUCUGAAGCAAUUUCAAAUGACAUUGCCAGUGGUCUUACACCCUUUUUCUUAUGUGCUACCGUUGGUACUACUUCAUCAACAGCUGUUGAUCCUCUACCUGCAUUGGCAAAAGUCACUAAGCCCAACAAUAUUUGGCUUCAUGUGGAUGCUGCUUAUGCUGGAAGCGCUUGUAUAUGUCCAGAGUACCGCCACUUCAUUGAUGGGGUUGAAGAAGCAGAUUCAUUUAACAUGAAUGCACAUAAAUGGUUCCUUACUAACUUCGACUGUUCAGUGCUUUGGGUUAAGGACAGAAGUGCUCUGAUUCAGUCGCUGUCUACAAAUCCAGAAUUUCUGAAAAAUAAGGCCUCUCAAGAAAACACGGUCAUAGAUUAUAAAGACUGGCAAAUUCCUCUUGGGCGUCGGUUUAGAUCAUUAAAACUGUGGAUGGUGAUGCGACUCUAUGGAUUGGAAGGCCUGCGAACUCACAUAAGAAGCCACAUUGCACUGGCAGUUUAUUUUGAGGAGCUUGUUGUUCAAGACACUAGAUUCAAGGUUGUUGCGCCUCGAACAUUCUCUUUAGUUUGUUUUCGUCUUUUGCCUCCCCAAAACUCUGAAGAUAAUGGCAAUAAACUGAACCAUGAUCUACUUGAUGCAGUAAAUUCAACGGGAGAUGUUUUCAUUACACACACGGUUCUAUCAGGUGAAUACAUUCUACGUCUCGCAGUAGGAGCACCGUUGACAGAAGUGAGGCAUGUCCAUGCAGCGUGGCAGAUUUUGCAAGAAAAAGCCACUGCUCUAUUAGAGAGUUUAUAGGAUGAAUCUGCUCUCUCACAACAUCCAACAUUGCUCUGAGUCAUCCUCAGUUUGACGUGUCUGCCUUGAUUUGUGAUUUUUUUUCCUCCAUUACACGACUCGUUCGUUUUGGUAACGCAAUCAUGUGUUGUAAGCUUAAAACAUUGUCUGAAGCAGCAGCGUUCUUUACGUAUUCGUGGAACGUGCAUAGCGCAUAAACCACACAAUUUGUUACCAAUUAAUCGAUUAUAUAGGCAACUUUAUUGAUUAGAAGUUUUUUGUAGUAACAUUAAUCGAUUAUGAAUCUCACAAUAAUCGAAUACGAGCUUCAUGUGGGUUGACAUUGA
This is a messenger RNA of Medicago truncatula (barrel medic), 1941 nucleotides long. RefSeq names its product phenylacetaldehyde synthase. The coding region runs from base 140 to 1615 and encodes 491 amino acids. Lineage: Eukaryota; Viridiplantae; Streptophyta; Magnoliopsida; Fabales; Fabaceae. The record is from RefSeq and is a predicted model, not a curated record. Gene Ontology annotation, biological process: carboxylic acid metabolic process; amino acid metabolic process. The transcript is spliced from 13 exons. Gene Ontology annotation, molecular function: carboxy-lyase activity; pyridoxal phosphate binding. Gene Ontology annotation, cellular component: cytoplasm.